Sphaerulina musiva SO2202 is the source of this 846-nucleotide messenger RNA. RefSeq lists its product as uncharacterized. The record is from RefSeq and is a predicted model, not a curated record. The transcript is spliced from 3 exons. The annotation marks the transcript as partial. Lineage: Eukaryota; Fungi; Ascomycota; Dothideomycetes; Mycosphaerellales; Mycosphaerellaceae.
GGACGACGCAUCGGAGGACAUGGCAGCUGUGUUGCUAUUGUCCGUUCGGCGGCGGCGGCGACGGCGUCGUCUUGCGUACUCUCAGAUGGUCAGGCUACAGUGUGUGCUAUGGACUUGAGAGCGCUGGAGGAAUGGGGAAAGGGGAAAGGGGAGAAAGGGGGGAAGAGGACCUUGUGAAAGACGAACAAACUACUGUCUCACAGAGCAGCAACUACACUCGCACGCGGCGGGCACAGAAGAUUGAUUGGCAGCAAUGAUCAUGUCGGCGAAUCAUCAUCAUCAUCAUGAAGUUCCCCGAAACGACAAGUACAGAGCACUAUGGACGCGAAACCAGGGAGUUGCUCGAAUGCUGUUGGCGCAAUUGAUCUCAUCCUUUAUGGCUGUAGCUGCGAAACUUCUCCAAACGCCCCAAGUUAUCGUUCAGCCGCUGGAAUCACGACAAAUUAUUCUCAUGAUGAUGAGUAUUGCGUUGGUUUGGGAUUGGAUCUGGAUGUUCUGCACACGAGUCCCCGAGGCACCAAUGGGUCCGAAGAAAGCCUGGUCGUUGUUGACGAUUCGAGGUAUUGCUGGAGUAUUGGGCAAAAGCAUGUUGUUGACGAAUAUAUAUAUUUCCCUGUCUCCCACAGUUUGGGGAUUUUAUUAUUCACUUUCCGUCCUCCCAAUCUCUGAAGCGACCGUCAUCAAUUUCCUCGCUCCCUUGAUUGCAGCUUUGGCUUCAGGCUGCUUGGGCAGAAUACGACCAUCAUUAUCACACUUGGUAGCCGUCACAGUAUCUGUCAGUGGAAUGAUUCUCGUUUCACAGCCCUGGAAUGCAUCAAACGAGGUCCUCCCACCAAAACCCCUCAG